This is a messenger RNA of Oncorhynchus kisutch (coho salmon), 1157 nucleotides long. It is a transcript of the gene prdx6, whose product is annotated as peroxiredoxin 6. Gene Ontology annotation, cellular component: cytosol; mitochondrion. NCBI's taxonomy places the organism in Eukaryota, Metazoa, Chordata, Actinopteri, Salmoniformes, Salmonidae. The coding region runs from base 163 to 738 and encodes 191 amino acids. Gene Ontology annotation, biological process: cellular oxidant detoxification; cell redox homeostasis. The record is from RefSeq and is a predicted model, not a curated record. The transcript has 5 exons. Gene Ontology annotation, molecular function: peroxiredoxin activity.
CUUGGCUUCUGCCUAGCCUGGUUUAGUUUGCAUACGUUUCCUAGCUCACCCCUGUACAGUUGUUGGCGGUAAUGCACUAUAAAUAUUGGAUGCAACCCGCCGUGAAACUCCACCGAAGAAGAAGUAAAAAAAUACUCGUCACCUUGCCCUGGAAAGAGAACCAUGCCUGGGAUACUGCUAGGAGACGUGUUCCCUAACUUCGAAGCUGAGACAACCAUCGGCAAGAUCAAAUUCCAUGACUUCUUAGGAAACUCGUGGGGAAUCCUGUUCUCCCACCCCCGGGACUUUACUCCAGUAUGUACCACAGAGCUGGCCUGUGCUGCCAAGAUCAGCAAUGAGUUCAAGAAACGCAACGUCAAGAUGAUCGCGCUGUCCAUCGACAGCGUGGCCGACCACCUCGCCUGGAGCAAGGAUGUGAUGGCGUUUAACAGUGAUGGUGCGGACUCUCCCCUGCCCUUCCCCAUCAUCGCUGAUGAUAAGAGGGAGCUUUCAGUUCAGCUGGGCAUGCUGGACCCUGAUGAGCUUGACAAGGAUGGCAUUCCCCUCACUGCACGCUGUGUGUUUGUGAUUGGUCCAGAUAAGAAGAUGAAGCUUUCAAUCUUGUACCCUGCCACCACUGGAAGGAACUUUGACGAGCUGCUCCGUGUCAUCGACUCUCUGCAGCUCACCGCUCUCAAGAAGGUGGCCACACCUGUCGACUGGAAGGUACACACACCCCUGUUGAUUGAAACCUGGUGAGAAGUGUAUGGUUAUUCCCUCUCUCUCCGAUGCAGAGGCUGCUGAACUUUUCCCUAAUGGCGUCACCACCAAAGAGCUGCCUUCUGGAAAGAAAUACCUCCGCUACACACAGCCCUGAGCCUCGGGGGGGGCGGGGGGGGGGCACACAGUCGCCCCGGACACAACCCAAAGCCCAGAUAGGCCCACUGCCAAAGUAUCAGCACAUAGUAGUUCUAUCGUUAAAGGACUUAUAGCAUAACCAAUCAUCCCUUCAAGAGUCUUGUAGGUUUUGAUGCACUAAUUAAAGUAUCUCACAACUUACAUAUUCAGUAAGCAUCCAUUAAUCCAUUCAUAGUAAUGUCUUCUGAGGAGCAAGGCUUUGACAUGAACUUAGCAUUGUACAGUGUUACUACCCCAAUAAACACACUUUUGGAAGACCA